Messenger RNA from Eruca vesicaria subsp. sativa (arugula), 390 nucleotides. The record is from the annotation of a GenBank genome assembly. Lineage: Eukaryota; Viridiplantae; Streptophyta; Magnoliopsida; Brassicales; Brassicaceae.
AUGGGUCACUUAAGGUCAGGAACUCGGAAUGGUAACAACAACAUCAAGGUGGGUCUCUGUACCAAUGCUAAAGUUUCACGACCCACUCACCAUAACCCUUCACCAACAAUAAACCCAGAAAUGCACACUCAACAACAACAACAACGCAGUUGUCAGCUCAACGUUACUGCAACAGCGGUGACCGGACCUCAGAGCAAUGCUGAUCUGUUUGGUUUACCUGAGUGGGGUCCACAAGCGGAGACAGUUCCACAGCAUGAAAACGUCUUGCUGUCGGAAGUUGAGAGCUGGCUGAUGGACAGUUGUAACCAAGCCGGGUUGAUUAGCCCGUUACCUGAACCGUUUGCUCAAGACAAUGUGACAUUCGAUUUCGAAACCUUCCUGAAUGAUUGA